AUGCUCAUCGUCGGCGACGACGACGACGGGCCUACUGACGAGGUGCCGGAAAGGCGGAGCCUCGAAGAAGCGCGCGCCUAUGUCACCAGACACGUGGCGGGCAUGGUGGUUGACAGGGAAGACAGCGAGGACGGGGUGUCGAGCAGAGUAGCGGACGGCCUUAUUAUACUAGCGUAG
Molecule: messenger RNA, 177 nt
Organism: Gloeophyllum trabeum ATCC 11539
Lineage: Eukaryota; Fungi; Basidiomycota; Agaricomycetes; Gloeophyllales; Gloeophyllaceae
Exons: 2
Coding region: 1-177 (58 amino acids)
Source: RefSeq, a predicted model, not a curated record